AUGUCAUCGAAUGCUGGUCGUAUUGGUAAACCAUUCAAUGCCAUUGUAUCUCAUCAUCCACCAAUCACAGCUUUUCAUGUUGAAUCAGAUAAUUAUAGUCUACGUGCUACUCUACAAUUUAAAUUACGUUUUUGGGGUAAAUCAAUCGACGUUCAACCGAAAGGAUUAAUUACAUUACAAUUAUAUCAUUUUAAUGAAUCUUAUACAUGGCAAAAUGUCAAUUUAACAAUACAUAAUAUAUUGACUGGUAAAAUUUGGGUAGAACAUACUGGUACAUUGCGUAUCACUAAUCAUUCGUUAGGAUUAUAUUGUCAGUUAGAAUUUCAUCCAUCUAAUUCGUUUGGACAUGGUUGUAAUCGUGUUAUCGGUGAAUUAUAUGCUCCAUCAACAUUAGAUAAAAUGCAGGCAGUUUCAGCUUCAAAUACAUCUCAUAAUACUACUGUUAAUACUACUAUUAAUAUUAUCAGUAAAAAUAUAUUUAAUCAUCAUAAUAAUUCAUAUGUAUUAAAGAGAAUAAUUUUUGGUAAUUGGUCUCGUGGUCUAUUCACAGUCGAACCGAAUGUUUGGAAUGAAAAGGAGGAAAUCAUUGAUAACCAGCCAAAGAAAAACAGUAAUAACAACGAUAAUGAUGAUGCUGAUGGACAAUCGACCAACAGCUCUGAAUGUAUUGAAUCAAUGGAUUAUGGAUUCGAAAUACCACUAACUGGGCAACGUUGUCUAUGGAUUGCUACACCGAAACCAAUUAAUUCAAAGGACUAUUAUGAUUUCACACAGUACACAAUGGGUUUAAAUGAAUUAACAAUCUGUAAAUCGACAAUGAGUAAUGAUAAUAUAACUGAUAAUCAAAAAAAUUCAAGCGUGAUCAUGUCGAAUUGUACAAAUAACAUUAGGGAAGUAAUUCCAUGUCAAGGAAAUUCAAUGUAUGAACAGUUUCUUCCACCGACAGAUUCCAGAUAUCGUCCAGAUAUACGUUUAUUUGAAAUGGGUCUUAUUGACAAAGCAGCUAGUGAAAAAUUACGUUUAGAAGAGAAACAACGUUAUAAGCGUAAAUCAUUAAAUGGUCAACGAAAAAUCUCUAAUUUCAAUUGGCCAAUAUCAACUAAUCAUAAGUCGACUGGUAAACAGUUAAAUCUUACAGAUAUGAAUAGCGCUACAGUGAAUAAUACAGCUAAACAAUUUUUUACAAAUAAUCCAUUUAAAAAAGCAUUUUCAUCAAAUUCAACUGGGCAUCGUUCCACAUUAGCUGAUGACAAUGACAAUGAUAAGAAUUCAUGUAAUUCUUGUAUUGCUACUACUACUACUACUACUACAUCGGAUAUAAGUUCUAAUAACAGUUACAAUCAAAUUAUUAGUCCAUUAUGGUUUAUUCCAUCAGUGAAUCCAUUUACUAAACAAGAAGAAUGGCGAAUGACCGGUGAUUAUUGGAAAAGAGAUUGGAGUAAAUGUCCAGAUUUAUAUUAAGAUAUUGAGUUAUUU
This is a messenger RNA of Schistosoma mattheei, 1476 nucleotides long. Lineage: Eukaryota; Metazoa; Platyhelminthes; Trematoda; Strigeidida; Schistosomatidae. The record is from the annotation of a GenBank genome assembly.